AUGUCUACAGGAAGAAGGAAGAAGCACAGGCCGAGGAGGUUGUCAGCGUCGUCAAAUUUACCUUUACGACCUGAAAUGACAGCUGAUAAUGGGCGCCCUGGGCUGAAUGGACGGACGGCAGUGGAAGAUUCAGAGGGCCCAAAGACACCGAGGAUUGGAGUGCAAGUUCUCCCUUCGACAACCUUACGCAUCCCGUAUCUUACACGCCGCGCAAGCUCGAUUCUAUCGGCACCAGAAAGUCGUCCAGCAUCUUCACUUCGCUCUUUCAGAUUUCCUUUUGCGCCUGCUAGUCCUCGAGCAGCCACACCGCUACGGCAACACCAGCGACGAGCUUCCGACAGGACAAUUUUCCCUCGUGUGCAUCAGAGUCAACCCCGAAGAUUGGUGGGCGUAGACUCAGCUGAAGAUAGCCUAACCCAACCAGCAAACCUUGGACGACGACGGAGGCAGAGGGCCAAAAAGCCGGAGCGAACAUGCGUGUUAGAAAUCAAGAACAAUCGGAUACGGGCAAAGCUGGCAAGCUGCACAGUAUCUGGAAUAUUCCUAAGCUUAGUCCUGACAGUAUACAUAGCAAUGUCCCUCUCCGACCAGACCUUUGGCCAAGGAUUUCACAUCGUGCUCAUCAUCAUCAUCCUCUUGACUACCACCGUCUUCUGCCACUCCCUGAUCCGGCUCUGCAUGAUGCUUGCUAAGCCGCCGCCCGAAGGAUUCCAUGACCUCGAACGUCAGGCCAUCCCUGAAAUGUACAGAAGUGGCGGAUACGCCGAGCCUGUUCGCCCAUUCCAAGUCGCUCUCGCACGUGAUGAGGAAGCUGCAGGCAUCGAAAGCGAGGCUACGAAGGUGCCGCCCCCGGCCUACGGCCUGUGGAAAGAGACCGUUAGAGUUGAUCCGAACCGAAUUUUCUGGAAGAGGAACUCAGCGCCACCGGUGCCAGAGAUGCCGGAUAUGGGGCCCACGAGCAGGCCACCAAGCUACGCCAGCGAGAAUGGGUUCGACUAUGCGGUGGAGGAGCUGCCGAUACAUGUUACGCCUGGUGUCGAUGUGUCGUUGCCUAUCCACCCGUCGGAAAGGGGAAGGUUGGGGAGUGUGUAG
This is a messenger RNA of Drepanopeziza brunnea f. sp. 'multigermtubi' MB_m1, 1092 nucleotides long. NCBI's taxonomy places the organism in Eukaryota, Fungi, Ascomycota, Leotiomycetes, Helotiales, Drepanopezizaceae. The record is from RefSeq and is a predicted model, not a curated record.